This is a messenger RNA of Gopherus flavomarginatus (Mexican gopher tortoise), 16628 nucleotides long. It is a transcript of the gene KMT2D, whose product is annotated as lysine methyltransferase 2D. Gene Ontology annotation, biological process: positive regulation of transcription by RNA polymerase II. Gene Ontology annotation, cellular component: MLL3/4 complex; nucleus. Bases 435 to 16088 code for a protein of 5217 amino acids. Gene Ontology annotation, molecular function: transcription coactivator activity; histone H3K4 methyltransferase activity; histone binding. The record is from RefSeq and is a predicted model, not a curated record. NCBI's taxonomy places the organism in Eukaryota, Metazoa, Chordata, Testudines, Testudinidae. The transcript is spliced from 55 exons.
CUGUUUCCGUCCCCGCGCGGGCGGGGAGGUUACAAUGUAGCCAGGCCCGCGGCGGGCGCUCGCUUCCCCCGGGGCAGGAAACUUCCCGGCCCCCACCGGAGGGAGCGGCCCCCUUUGUGUCCGCCCCGGGAUCCGGCCCCGCUCGCGCGGCUGGGGGGCGCCCCACGGAAGUGAGCCCCCCGGAGGAGGGCCGGGCGCUGCCCCCCCCCGUGUGAUCCCCGGAUUUGGGUCUAGCAGCGUUUCCAGCCCACCCGGUUCUGCUUGUGGUGAAGAUUUCUGUCCGGCGGGGGGAGAUUGGACCCCCCCUUGUCUCGUUUCUUUAAUUAUUUCGUGGACAAUGUUCUCCGCGGCCGCCCGCCGCUGGAUCGUACCGGGCGCGGGUUUCUGCACGGCCUUGUAAAGCGGUCUCUCUGGGAGGGACGGCAGGAGACGGGAUGGAUGAUCGGAAACCGCCCAGCCAGGCCAAAGACUGUGAGGUACCAGCCGACGGGAGUGCAUCUUUGGAAGAGCGGGGCGGCGCAGAAGGAGGCCCCCUGAAGCCGCCGGAAGGGGCUCCCGCUGCCCAGGAGCCAGAAGCCAAGGAGCCACCCCAGACCUGCAGCGCCCUGCCCAGGCGUUGUGCCCUCUGCAACUGCGGCGAGUGGAGCCUGCAUGGACAGGGGAUGCUGCAGCGCUUCGAGCCGGCGCCCGACUGGACUGAGCGUCUCUCCGGGCUGCCGGACAGGAGGGGCCCUGGCGAGACUCGGGCCCCUGGGGACGACCUGUCCCUGAUCGGCUUCGCGGAGGGGGUGUCACCAGGAGAGCUCUUUGGGCCAGCGGGGCACUGCUGGGCCCACCACUGGUGCGCUGCCUGGUCGGCGGGGGUGCAGCCACAGGCUGGAGCUGGGCUGAGCGACGUGGACAAAGCUGUUUUCUCAGGGAUCUCGCAGAAAUGUGAACACUGUCAGAGGAUGGGUGCUACCAUUCAGUGCCGCUCGGAGGGGUGUCCGCGGCGCUACCACUUCCCAUGCGCGGCAGCCAGUGGCUCCUUCCAGUCCAUGAAAACCCUCCGGCUCCUGUGCCCAGAGCACGUGGCUGAGGCGGUGCAGAUGGAGGACUCGCGAUGCAUGGUUUGUGACGGGCCGGGGGACCUGCGCGACCUGCUCUUCUGCACCAGCUGUGGGCUGCACUACCACGGCACCUGCCUGGAUGUCCCCAUCACGCCACGCAAGCGCUCUGGCUGGCAGUGCCCCGAGUGCAAAGUCUGCCAAACAUGCAGACAGCCCGGCGCGGACUCCAUGAUGCUGGUGUGUGAGGCCUGUGAUAAGGGCUACCACACAUUCUGCUUGAAGCCGGCCAUCGAGAGCCUUCCCACGGACUCCUGGAAGUGCAAAAACUGCCGGGUGUGCUCCCACUGUGGGUCACGGCCAGCGGCGCUCGACCCCGGGUGCCACUGGUAUGAGAACUACUCGGUGUGUGAAGGGUGCCAGCGUCAGCGGAGCGCGGCAGGAGGCACCGAUACCGUGCGGCACUGUCAGAGCUGCCAGAAGCCCUUGCCCCCGGACAGCGACGCGGCAGGGGGUUCCACCUGCCGGGCAUGUCAAGGGCAGCAGAAGCACCCGCAGCUGGACAGGGCCGGACCCCAGGAAGAGAUGCCCUCGAAGUGUGAUGCCAAACCACUAGAUCCCGCUCCAGAGGCAGAGGAGCCAGAGGAGACGCCAGGCCCGGCAGCACCUGCUAAGGACGAGGCGACGGAGCCGACACCGCCCGAGACAGCCCCUGAACCACCAGCCCCACCCCCAGCCCCCCCAGACCCUCCUGUUGCCACGUCGCCCACCCGUCCCGAGGAGCCACCACCGGAUGCCAAAGAGGAUGUGGCCCCCACGCAGCCAGCGGGACCCCCUGCCAUCACCGCGGCCCCACUGGAGCCUGCAGGCAGCCCCCAGCCCCCCAUGGAGAAGGAGCCUGCUGCCGCCUCCCCACCUCGGACAGAGACGCCCCCUGCAGCCCCCCAGCUGUGCCCCCUACAGCCCAGGGAAGCGAUGGAGUGUGGGGAGGAGGAGGGGAUGGACACAGCAGGAGGCGAGGCAGGGUCCCUGGUCAGCCCUGCGGGGGAUGGGGGCCAGCCCACCCCAGCUGUGGCCCUGGGGCCGUUCCCAGGCCUGGCGGGGGAGGAAGAGGAGGAGGCAGCAGCUGCUGGGCUGGAGCAGGCAGGGGCUGCGGGGCGGCGUUCUCCCCAGCUGAGCGAGGAUGGGCUGGAGGAGAGCCGGGGCGGGGGGGACCCUGAGUCCAGCCACACCCCGGUCAGCUUCAACAGCGAGCCCAAGGGGUCCCCCAUGCUGCUGGAGCCCGAGGAGCUGGGUCCGGCCACCCCGUUGGAGGUGUACGGGACGGGUGGGAAGCUGCUGGAGCGUGGGGAGGAGGUGGGCCCCGAGCCUCCCGUCCUGCGGCCCCGCCCCACCCUCAUCAAGUCGGACAUCGUCAAUGAGAUCUCCAACCUGAGCCAGAGCGACACCCGAAGUAGCUUUCCCGGCUCGGAGCCCCUGCUGGGCUCUCCCGACCCUGAGGGUGGCGGCUCGCUCUCCAUGGAGCUCGGCAUGACCUCCGCCGACAGCCUGCAGAAGGACGACGCGAGCUCCCUGCCCCACUGCACCGACUCGCUGGCCGAGACGGACGACUCGCUGCUCUUCGAGCCGGGCGCCGGGGCCAAGGGCGAGGGGGAGAAGGGGCGUCGACGCAGCUCCCCGGGACGCUCCCGUCUCAAGCAGGGUCGCAGCAGCAGCUUCCCAGGGAGGAGGCGCCCCCGAGGCGGGACCCAGGGGGGCCGGGGCCGGGGCCGAGCUCGGCUGAAGUCAACCACCUCGUCCAUUGAGACCCUCGCGCUGGCGGAUAUCGACAGCUCCCCCAGCAAGGAGGAUGACGAGGAGGAGGACGACACCAUGCAGAACACUGUGGUGCUUUUCUCCAACACGGACAAAUUCGUCCUCAUGCAGGACAUGUGCGUGGUGUGUGGCAGCUUCGGGCGCGGGGCGGAGGGGCAUCUCCUAGCCUGCUCCCAGUGCUCCCAGUGCUACCACCCCUACUGCGUCAACAGCAAGAUCACCAAGGUCAUGCUGCUGAAGGGCUGGCGCUGCGUGGAGUGCAUCGUCUGUGAGGUGUGCGGAAAGGCCUCGGACCCCUCGCGCCUGCUGCUCUGCGACGACUGCGACAUCAGCUACCACACCUACUGCCUGGACCCGCCGCUGCACACUGUGCCCAAGGGCGGCUGGAAGUGCCAGUGGUGCGUGUGCUGUGUGCAGUGUGGGGCGGGCUCCCCUGGGUUCCACUGUGAGUGGCAGAACAACUACACGCACUGCGCCCCCUGUGCCAGCCUUGUCACCUGCCCCGUCUGCCGGGUGAAGUAUGUGGAAGACGACCUGCUCAUCCAGUGCAGGCACUGCGACCGGUGGCUCCAUGCCGUGUGCAACAAUCUCUUCACGGAGGAGGAGGUGGAACAGGCAGCAGACGAGGGCUUCGACUGCAGCUCCUGCCAGCCCUACGUGGUCAAGCCAGUCGUUCCAGUCGCGCCCCCAGAGAUUAUCCCAGUGAAGAUCAAGGAGCCGGAGCCCCAGUAUUUCCGCUUCGAAGGCGUCUGGCUGACGGAGACGGGCAUGGCCGUGCUGCGCAACCUCUCCAUGUCCCCCCUGCACAAGCGCAGGCAGCGCAAGACCCGGCUGGGCACCCUGAAUGGGGAGGGGGGCCUGGAGGGGGGCGACCCCCUGGGCACGGAUGAGAAGAAGGACGGGGAUCUGGACGGGGACGACCUGCUGAAGGGUGAAGUGGGCGUGGAGCACAUGGAAUGUGAGAUCAAGCUGGAAGCUGCCGCCAGCCCCGAGCGGGACGGGGGGGCCGACGUGGACUCGGGGAAGGGGCUGGAGGAUUCAGAGGAGUGCAAGAAGAGGAAGCGGAAGCCCUACCGCCCCGGGAUCGGUGGGUUCAUGGUGCGGCAGCGGAAGUCCCAUACCCGGCUGAAGAAGGGCUCGGCAGUGCUGCUGGAGGCAUGUCGCGAGGUGCUGAGCGCCGAGGGGCAUCCGGAGGACGGGGCGCCGGCGGAGAUCCCUGCGGAGGGCGCCGUGGAGCAGGGCGCCACGGAGGGGGAUGAGAAGAAGAAACGCCGAGGCAGGAAGAAGAGCAAGUUGGAGGAUAUGUUCCCUGCCUACCUCCAGGAAGCGUUCUUCGGGAAGGCGCUCAUGGACCUGAGCCGGAAGGCCCUGCUGGCUGCUGGGGGUGUGGGGGAUGGAGCUGCCUGCCCCCCCUUUGGCCAGGGUGCUCCCAGACCCAGGGUGGACCCUGGGGUGCCCGGAACACUCCAGAGGGUGCCUGGAGAUGGGAAGGAGACCCCUGCCCAUCUGAAAGGGGAUGACAGCAUGGACAGCAGCAGCCUGGUGGGCCAAGAGGAGGACCCGAAAGGGGCGGAAGCGAAGGCUGAGGACCCAGGGACAGAGGAGCCGAAAGGUUCUCCGGAUCCUGGGAACAGUGAGAAACCAGCAACGCCCGGCGAGGGUGCUCUCAGCUCCGACCUUGACAAGAUCCCCACAGAAGAAUUGCCCAAGAUGGAGAGCAAGGACAUCCAGCAGCUCUUCAAGGACGUGCUGGGCUCUGCCGAGCGGGAGCAGCAGCUGAACUGCGUGGCGGCAGGGAUGGAGGCCAGCAUGGGAGGGCGAGACCCCAACCGGGCGCAGCUCUCCCAGAGGCCCUUCCUGCAAGGGAGUGCUUCUCUGGGCUCUCUCUCCUCCGCUGUCCCCAUGGAGUCCUACUCGGGAGUCUGCCAGUCCCCGUUCCUUGAUAACAGAGAGAGAAGCGGCUUCUUCAGCCCAGACCACUGUGAGCCCGAGAGUCCCUGGGCCAGCAGCUCAGCUGCCACCACGCCCUCCACACCCACCACCCCAACCACGGAGGGUGAGGGGGAUGGGCUCUCCUACAACCAACGGAGCCUACAGCGCUGGGAGAAGGAUGAGGAGCUGGGUGAGCUGUCCACCAUCUCGCCCGUACUCUAUGCCAACAUGAACUUCCCCAGCCUCAAGCAGGAUUACCCAGACUGGUCCAGCCGCUGCAAACAGAUCAUGAAGCUCUGGAGAAAGGUCCCAGCUCCGGACAAAGCCCCCUACUUGCAAAAGGCCAAAGAUAACCGGGCAGCUCAUCGCAUCAACAAGGUGCAGAAGCAGGCCGAGAGCCAAAUCAACAAGCAGACCAAAGGGGAGGUGCUGCGCAAGCCCGAGAGACCCUCGCUGCACCUGAGGAUCCCGCCCCAGCAGGGGGCACUGCCUGGUGCUGCGGGGCAGCCUGUCUACAUCAACAGCCCCGUGGCCCUCCCCGGCUCUGCAGACGGGUUCCUGAAGUCCCCUGCUGGGGCCGAAGCGGCGACUGAGUCCAGCGAGCUCUUCCUCAAGCUUCCUUCCCAGUCACCAGCCCAAGUGCCUUCGCACGACCCCUACAGCAUGGCCCCCACCUACCCGCUGGAGCCCCGCUUCCCCUCGUCCCUGGGCCAGAGCCCCACAGCUGGAGCUGCCUUCCAGCCCUUCCCCACACAACAGCAGCAGCAGCUCCUGCCCACUCCCCGGCCGGCCCUAGGCCCCCAGCCUCCAGAGUUCCACCCCACCUCCCCCGGGACCCCCCGGCACCAACCCUCCACUCCAGACCCCUUCCUGAAACCUCGCUGCCUCAGUGGCUCUCUGGACAACCUGUCAGUGCCAGGGAGCCCUGGGGCCAGGCCCCCCGAGCCCCUGCUCUCGCCCCCUCCCUUCGGGGAGCAGAAGAGGGGCCUGGAGGCAGGGGGGCUGCAGGUGAAGAAGGAGGAAGGGGGCCCGGGAGUGUGUUCUCCUGGCUACAUGGCCACUCUGGGCUACGCUGACUCCCCGUCCCACCUCUCCUCCACCGAGCUGAAGGCAGCCGACGUGUUCAAAGCCCCCCUGACCCCACGGGUCUCUCAGGUAGAGCCACAGAGCCCAGGGCUGGUGCAUCCCCACCUCCAGGCUCUGGCCCCCUCACCUCCCAGCCACCCCGACCUUUAUAGGCAGUCGCCCUCCGUGUCCUGCUACUCGGACCCCUAUGCCCAGCCCCCCCUGACGCCCCGGCCACAGCUCCCCGACAGCUGCUGUGCCCUGCCCCCCAGGUCCUUGCCUUCCGACCCCUUCUCCCGCGUCCCCGCCAGCCCGCAGUCCCAGUCCAGCUCCCAGUCACCUCUGACCCCCCGGCCGCUCUCCAAUGAGGCUUGCUGCCAGUCACCCGUCACUCCUCGCUUCCAGUCACCCGACCCCUACUCCAGACCCCCCUCGCGCCCCCAGUCCCGGGACCCCUUUGCCCCCCUGCAUAAGCCCCCACGGCCCCAAAUGCCUGACUCUGGCUUCAAAUCGAUCCCAGUCUCCCACAAUCCCCCAGCUGGCGGGGGCUUCCCCCCAGCCCAGCCCAGUGACCCUCAGUCCAAGGGGCCGGGGAGCCAGCAGCCCCCCUUCGCUCGCUCCCCCGGAGCCAGCGUCUUCCCUGGCGCCCAGGCCCAGAUGCGGUUCACCUUCCCUCCAUCUGGCUCAGAGCCCCUCAAGGGUUCCCCCUCCCACCAACCCCAUGGGAUGAACAGCCAUUUCGCCUCUAGCCAGCCCAUGGGCAAGUCCCAAAGCGCCAGCUAUGCCUCCUCGCCCGGCUUCCACCAGGCCGGUAGCCCCCUGGGGCCUGGCAGCUGCCCUGCUGAGACCUACAGCCUCUCUCCCCUGCGGCCCCCCUCGGUGCUGCCGCAGCAGCCCCCACAUCCCCAGCAGCAGCAGGACGGCUCCCUGACCUACUUGCCCCGAGCCGGGAUGGCGCCGCCAGCCGACAAGCGGGACGAGGUGGCAUCGGGGAUCUCUGCUCUCCCCAGCCGGGAGCUGCCCGAACUGCCAGUCAGCCAGGAGGGCGCUGUCAGCAGCAUCAGCCAGUCGGAGCUGGAGAAGCAGAGGCAGCGCCAGAGACUCCGCGAGCUCCUCAUCCGCCAGCAAAUUCAGAGGAACAACCUGCGGCAGGAGAAGGAGAGCGCUGCCGCCGCCACCAGCUCCUCCCAGGCAGCGUGGAGCGCCGAAGCCAGCAGCCAGGCCUUCGAGCAGCUCAGGGGCCUGGCACCCUACCAGCCAGCACAGGACAAGAGCACCCUCGGGAAUCUGCCCGCGGCCCCUGGCAGCAGCAGACUCUCUGGGCCAGUCAUGGUGCCUGCAGCCUUCGCACCGGAUGAGCGGCUUUCCCGCCCGCCUCCUGCCGCCACGCCCUCCUCUAUGGAUCUCAAUGGCAGGCCAUCGGUGGGAGUGCCCCAGACCUUCUUCCCGCGCAGCAUGUUCCAGGGGCCCUCACCACAGCAGCAGCAGAUGUGGCAGCAGCAGCAGGCGGCCGUGCGGCUCCCCGGCCCCGCCCGCUUCCAGCAGCCGCCUGGCCAUGAGCUCAGCCGGCCGGCGCUAGGGGGCCUGGCUGGGCGCACGGUGGGCCCUGCCGAGCAGAUCCCGUCCUCGCCCGGAGCCGUGGGGGCCCAGUUCAUUGAGCUGCGGCACAAUGCCCAGAAGGGGGCAGCUGGGGGUAUAGGCUCCCCCUUCGCCCAGCAGGGCCCCCCAGCCAGACCACGCUUCUUCCUGCCCAGCGACGAGAGCUCCAGCCAGGCCCUGCGUGCCUCCGUCAUGCCUCUGCCAGCCCCGGUGCUGCAGCCCCAGAAGCUGCCAGCCCCUCUGCCGCCUUCCACUACUUCCCCGCAGGGGGCUGAGCGGAGCCACCAGCCUCCCCCUAAAAGCGGCCCUCCACUGCCCCCGCCUCCCAGCAGCCUGGAGCUUCAGCAUGGCCCUCCCCGGCCUCUGUCGUCAUCCUCUGGCUCUGGCCUGCGUCCCGACGGCCCCAAGGACGGCCCUGCCAUGGAGCCCCCGCUGGCUCCGGUCCCGGCUCCAGCUCCCAGCAAGAGCCACCUGGCGCUGGAGGGUGGGCGGCUCCCAUGUGAGGUGCCGGUGGAGCCUGACCUGGACGACGACUUCGACUCCCACAAGGACCUGGAGGACGACGACCUGGCCAACCUGAGCCUGGACCCGGAUGUGGCCAAGGGGGACGACGAGCUGGGCAACCUGGACAACCUGGAGACCAAUGACCCCCACUUGGACGACCUGCUGAACGGUGAUGAGUUCGACCUGCUGGCCUACACUGACCCCGAGCUGGACACAGGAGACAAGAAGGACAUCUUCAACGAGCACCUGCGCCUGGUGGAGUCGGCCAACGAGAAGGCCGAGCGUGAGGCUCUGCUCAAGAGGGAGCCGGUUGGGCCCUGCCCCAAGGGCCCUGGGGAGCUCAAGGAGCUGGCACCCCCCAGGGAGGGGCUGCCACCCACCACUUGCCCCUCCAGCACGGCACCGGCUCCCCACCUGAUCUUCAAGGCCCAGGCCAGCAUCCUAGAAGCCAAGCCGGCCUCCCUGCCGGCCAGUGUCCAACCCAAGCUGGAGGAAGGCUGCCUGAAGACAUCCCCCUGCCAGUUCAACACUGGCGCCUCUGACCGCCUCCCGGUUCCCAUCAAGUCAGAGGCCCUCCAGGGGGCCGAGAAAAUGGCUGCCUCCCUAGGCCUGACCCUCAAGCCUGGCCAGAACCUGCUGAGCCCCGGAGCGGGGCCCACGCGGCUCGGCACCACCCCCUUCCCUCCCAACAGCCAAGUUGCCACCUCUGGCUCAGACAAGGGCCCCUACGCUGCCCCGGGCCGCGGGCUGGCCCCCGGCCAGAGCACUGCCCUGCUGGAGCUGGAUGGAGGGGCCUUGGGCCUGGCUAACGCCCAGCACUCGCCGGCUGAUGACCUGGAGAAGAUGGAGAGCUCCCUGGUGGCCAGUGAGCUGCCUCUGCUUAUCGAGGACCUGCUGGAGCAUGAGAAGAAGGAGCUACAGAAGAAGCAGCAGAUGUCGGCCCACCUGCCGGGGGGUGCCCAGCACCUCCAGACUGUGCAGCAGCAGCAGCAGCACUCCAUACUGGCUCAGCCUGCAGGGCCGGCCCAGCCCCCAGACGGGCAGGCUCCCCGCCUGCUGGGGCCCCAGCAACAGCUGCAGCUGGGCCUCAUUGCCAGGCAGCAGAACCUGGUGCCCACCCAACAGCUAAUGACGCAGCAGCAGCGGGUGGUGGGACCCCAGCAGGGCCAGGUGCUGGCCCCACACAUGGCGAUGGCGCAGGUGCAGCCCCAGCCCCAUGUCCCCACGGCCCAGCACGGCGUCCAGCCGGCGCUGACCCCGCAGCCAAACCAGCAGCAGGUGCUGGUGCAGAAGCAGAUACCUGGAGUGCAGCCGACCCCCAUGGGCACGAAACCCCAGCAGCUCGUCAUGCAGCAGCAGCAGCAGCUGGCCAACAGUUUCUUCCCCGACACAGACCUGGAUAAGUUUGCAGCUGAGGACAUCACGGACACCAUCACCAAGGCGAAGAUGGUGGCACUGAAGGGCAUCAAGAAGGUGAUGGCUCAGGGAAGCAUUGGGGUGGCCCCUGGGAUGAACAGGCAACAGGUGUCCCUGCUGGCUCAGCGGCUCUCAGGGGCCCCGGCCACGGCUGAACUGCAGAACCACGUCCCAGCUGGGAGCGGACAGGAGCGAAGUGGCAGCGACCCGUCUCAGGCCCGCCCCAACCCACCCACCUUUGCUCAGGGUGUCAUCAACGAGGCUGACCAGCGGCAGUAUGAAGAGUGGCUCUUCCACACGCAGCAGCUUCUGCAGAUGCAGCUGAAGGUGCUGGAGGAGCAGAUCGGUGUGCACCGCAAGUCACGCAAGGCCCUGUGCGCCAAGCAGCGCACGGCCAAGAAGGCCGGCCGCGAGUUCCCCGAGGCCGAUGCGGAGAAGCUCAAGCUGGUGACGGAGCAGCAGAGCAAGAUCCAGAAGCAGCUGGACCAGGUUCGGAAGCAGCAGAAGGAGCACACCAACCUGAUGGCCGAGUACCGCAACAAGCAGCAGCAGCAUCAGCAGAGCUCUGCCGUUAUGGCCCUGAGCCCCUCGCAGAGCCCCCGGCUCAUGGCCAAGCUCCCAGGCCAGCUGCUCUCCGCCCAUGGUGUCCAGCAACAGCUCCCCCAGCAACCCGGGGCCAUGGUGGGGGUGCAAGGCCUGGGCCAGCAGCCCAACCAGCUGACAGGGCAAGCAGGCAACGUGCGCUUGCCCCAGGGUGGAGUCUCCAUGGCGGUCCAGCAAGGCCUGUCCUUCAUGGGCCAGCAGCAACUGGGGAACGCAGCCGUCCCGGGCACGUCCAACAGCUUCUUCCCCGGGAAUCCCGCGCUCCGGGGGCUGGCCGCUGACACCCGGCUGAUGCAGGAGAGGCAGUUGCAGAGGAUGCAGCUGGCUCAGAAACUGCAGCAGCAGCAAAGCAUGCUGGGACAAGUGUCAUUGCAGCAGCAGCAGCAGCAGCAAAGCAUGCUGGGACAAGUGUCAUUGCAGCAGCAGCAGCAAAGCAUGCUGGGACAGGUGUCAUUGCAGCAGCCGCAGCAACAGCAAAGCAUGCUGGGACAGGUGUCAUUGCAGCAGCAACAGCAGAGCAUGCUGGGACAGGUGUCAUCAUUGCAGCAGCAGCAACAACAAAGCAUGCUGGGACAGGUAUCGUCACUGCAGCAGCCCCCUGCUCCCCAGCAGGGCAGUGGGGGGCAGCCCAUGGUUCCAAAGCAGCAGGGGAUCCUGGUCCAGCAGCUCUCUCCUCAGCCGCAGGCAGGGAUGAUGGGGCACUCCCAGGUGUCCAUGCUGCAGCAUCAGGGCGUCGCAGGCCACCAGAACCCCCCGAGGCAGGUGCUGUUAGCGCCCCACCAGCAGAGGGUGCUGGGCUCGCCUCAGCUGGUGCAGCAAACUCACGGCCUCCUGGGCCACCGGCUGAUUUUAUCACCAGCACAGCAGCAGCAGGCUGGACUUCUGGGCCAGUCACGGACUUUGCUGACACAGCAGCAGCAGAGCUCUCUAGCACAGCAUCCGGCCCUGCUGGGGCAGGGGCAGGCUGCCAAGCAGCAGAUACAGCACUUUCCACAGCAUGGGGUCCUGGGCCAGUCCUCCUCCAUGCUACACUUGAGUCAGGGAGUUCAGCCAGCCCUGCAGGGCACGGCCGCCAAGGAGCAGCAGGGAGGGGCAGAGAACACUGUGCUGCCUGCAGAGGGUGCCGAGGGCAGGGGGCAGCAUCAGGUUCAGCUGGCAGCCGCUGGGAGUGGGCCGGGCAGCCAGGACCUCGGGGGGCAGCCGCACAUGGGCACUCAGGACCAGCAGGGCAUUCAGAACCUCAAUCCCCUGGCACCGGCCAGCCAGGAGCCGCUGGCGCCCCUGGGCGGAGAGCAGCCGCCACAGAAACACCAGCCCGAACCAGGACAGCAACAGCCCUGCCCACUGUCCUCCCCGCAGCAGACCAUGGCGAGCUCCCUGCAGCUGCAGCAGCCGCAGCGAAUGCAGGGGGGCCCGCAGCAAAGCAACCUGCUUCAUCCGCCACUGCAGAACAGCGGGGAGCUGGCGCAGCUGGGGGGCACCAUGAGGCCAGAGCAGCCACACUCGGACCCUGCCCAGGGGCCUCACUUGCUGGCCCCACAGAGCUCAGUGGCAGAACAGCAACAGCAGCCUGGGAGCAUGAUGAGCCAGGGGCAAAGCCUCAUGGGCCAGCAGCCGCUGCAGAGGAUUGUGGGCCAACCACCAGCACAGAGCCUAGAACAGCAACCGAAAGGGCUGGUGGGCCAGCGGCUGCCGAGCCCGGCAGUGCAGCACAAGGCCGGGCUGAUGGGGCAGCUGCAGCAGAGCAUGCUGGUCCCACAGGUGUCCCAUGCACAGAGCAUCCUGAGCCAGGUGUCCGCUCCUGUGAUGGGCCAAAUCCGAGCUCAGCUGCAAGGCGUCAUCUCCAAAAACCCGCAGCUACGGCACCUCACCCCGCAGCAGCUGCAGGCCAUCCUGGUGCAGCGCCACCAGCAGAGCCUGCUGCAGCAGAGCCAGGCGCUCAGGCAGGCCCAGGCGCCCGUUGAGCAGGGGCCGCAGCCCCCCUCGGCUCUGCAGGCCUCCAUGGUGCGCCAGCCACCAAGGCAGCCGGGGACAGCGUUCCAGGUCCGGACAGCUGGCCCCUCCGCUGCUGCCGAGCAGAUGCAGCCAGGGUUUGUCACGGAGCAGGCGUCUGCCGGCCAGCAGAGAGCGUCGCUAAGCGUCCCCCAGCAGCCUCUGGCAGAGCUGAUGCCCACGGCGCUGGCGGGGCAUAGUCCCCAGCAGGCGGUACUCAGACUCUCUGCCCCACCAGCAACUGCCCCAGUCCAGCCGCCCAUGAGCAUGGUCAGCCUGGGCUCUGUGCAUCAGCACCCCCCACCCAGCUGGGAACAGAGCCCCCAAGAGCCAAAGGAAGCCUCCCCGCCCACCCUGGCCAGCCCGCCCAGUGUAGCACAGAGCCCUGGGGUACAGCCCGAGCACAGACUGACGCCCACCCAGAACAGCCUCCUAGCGGAGCCGGUGCCCACCAUCCCAAAGCCACCCCCCAGCCAAACAGGGGAGGAGUCCUUUGCUAGGACCCCUGGCCACUGGGACCUGGCAGCGCAGGGUCCCAACUCCUCUCCCAGCAGGGAGCCCACGGAUGGAUCGAGAAAGCCACCGGACCGGAGCCUGGCCAGGAAUCGAGUCAACGGGCAGGUGGGAGAAAGGCCAGGCCCACAGGCCUCUCCUCUGGAAGGGGGGGCCCUGCCAGCUGAGGCCCCCGGGGUCUGCAUCAAGCAGGAGCCCAAGGAGGAGACAGCGCAGUGCGUGCUGGGCGGGGGCCAGGCUGUGAAACGCGAGGCCAACGGGGAGCUGGCGCCUGCCGCGGCCAACAGUCUGCUGCUGGGCAGCCAGCUGCUGGUGGGUGCGCGGUCUGAGGCCGGGCACCUGCUGCUGCAGAAGCUGUUGCGGGCCAAGAACGUGCAGCUGGCGUCGCAGCGCUCUGCGGAGGGGCUGCGCUCCAAAGUCAACGGGCACAGCGAUGGCAAGCUCUCGGGGCUGGAGCAGAGGCUGCAGGCGGCUGCUCCUGGCAGAGAGGACCCCUGUGCCAGCAAAAAGCCUCUGGCCCCAAAGCCCAAGCGGGCCCAGAAGAGCGGGGAGCGGGUGGCCGCCUCCCGCAGGAAGCUGCGCAAGGAGGAUGGGCUCAGAUCCAGUGAGGCCCUAAUGAAGCAGCUGAAGCAGGAGCUCUCCCUGCUACCCCUGGUGGAACCCACCAUCACAGCCAACUUCAGCCUCUUCGCACCCUUCGGCAGCAGCCCCAUCAAUGGCAAGAGCCAGCUGAAGGGGGCGUUCGGCAGCGCCGUGCUGGACAGUGUCCCCGACUACUACACGCAGCUGCUCACCAAGAACAACCUGAGCAACCCGCCUACCCCGCCCUCCUCGCUGCCCCCCACCCCGCCCCCCUCCGUGCAGCAGAAGAUGGUGAACGGCGUCACCUCCUCGGAGGAGCUGGCCGAGCAGCGCAAGGAGCCAGACCAGGCCCGGGAAGUCGAAGGGCGGAAGGACACGCCAGCCGUGGAAGUGAAGAGCCUAGACCUGCUGGCGGCCCUGCCCACGCCCCCACACAACCAGACCGAGGACGUGAGGAUGGAGAGCGACGAGGAGAGCGACUCCCCCGACAGCAUCGUCCCUGCCUCGUCCCCAGAGAGUGUCCUGGGCGAGGAGCCACCUCGCUUCCCUCUGCUGGCCGACGCGAAGCUGGAGCUGCAGGAGCGGGUGCUGUCGCCCGUCAUCCCCAUCAUCCCCAGGGCCAGCAUCCCAGCGUUCCCUGACCCGAGGCCCCCCGAGGUGCGGGAGCCCUUCGGGGAGCACGGCGGGAAGGUGGCCCUGGCACAGGGCGUUGCAUGGGAGAAGGGGAAAGGCAAUGAAGUCUCCGUCAUGCUGACUGUCUCGGCUGCAGCUGCUAAGAACCUGAACGGCGUCAUGGUGGCCGUGGCCGAGCUGCUCCGUAUGAAGAUCCCCAGCUCCUACGAGGUGCUGUUCCCCGAGAGCCCGGUGCGGGGCUCCGGGCCUGAGGCCAAGAAGAUGGAGACGGAUGGGGCUGGUGGGCUCGGCGGCAAGGCCAAGGCGGCGCUGGCAGGGAAAGCCCCCGACGCUGGCACCGAGUGGCUGAAGCAGUUUGAUGCCAUGCUGCCGGGGUACAGCCUCAAGAAUGAGCUGGACAUCCUGACGCUGCUCAAACAGGAGAGCCCGGGACUGGAGAAGGCCGUGCAGCACUGCUACGUGAACAACGUCUCCAACCUGGACGUGCGUCAGCUCUCCAUCCUGCCCCAGGAGCCGUCCCCGCCCCUGUCGCCCCUUGCCCCCUCCCCUGCCAGCCCCGCCGACGGGGACAGGAUCCCAGAGGCACCCCCUGAAGUGGCCCCUGCGCCCCUCUCCCCACCCUCCAAGGAGGAGGCAGCAGCACGCUCGCCGCCCAAGCUCAAGCCGCGCUCGCGGCCCUCGGAAGAGGGAGAGGAGCCCCGGCCCCGGCCCAAGAAGUGGAAGGGGGUGCGGUGGAAGCGGCUGCGCUUCCUCAUCACCAUCCAGAAGGGCGGAGCCCAGCCAGACGGCGAGAAGGAGAUCUCCGAGUUCAUCGAGAAGCUGGGUACCACCCUGCGGCCCCAGAAGGUGCCCCGGGACCUGCGCAAGUGCUGCUUCUGCCACGAGGAGGGGGACGGUGCCACCGACGGGCCCGCCCGCCUGCUCAACCUUGACCUAGACCUCUGGGUGCACCUGAACUGCGCCCUGUGGUCCACCGAGGUGUACGAGACGCAGGGCGGGGCACUGAUCAACGUGGAGGGGGCGCUGCACCGAGGGCUGCUCACCAAGUGCUCCCUGUGCCAGAAGACGGGUGCCACCAACAGCUGCAACCGCAUCCGCUGCCCCAGCGUCUACCACUUUGCCUGCGCCAUCCGGGCCAAGUGCAUGUUCUUCAAGGACAAGACCAUGCUGUGCCCGCUGCACAAGCUCAAGGGCCCCUGCGACCAGGAGCUCAGCACCUUCACCGUCUUCCGGCGCGUCUACAUCGAGCGCGACGAGGUCAAGCAGAUCGCCAGCAUCAUCCAGCGCGGCGAGCGCCUGCACAUGUUCCGCGUGGGCGGCUUGCUCUUCCAUGCCAUCGGCCAGCUGCUGCCCCACCAGAUGGGCGACUUCCACAGCGUCACAGCCCUCUACCCCGUGGGCUUCGAGGCCACCCGCAUCUACUGGAGCCUGCGCACCAACAACCGCCGCUGCUGCUACCGCUGCAGCAUCUGCGAGAACAACGGGCGCCCCGAGUUCGUGGUGCAGGUCAUCGAACAGGGCCUGGAGGACCUGGUCUUCACCGACUCCUCGCCACAGGCCGUCUGGAACCGCAUCAUCGAGCCGGUGGCGGCCAUGAGGAAGGAGGCGGACAUGCUGCGGCUCUUCCCCGAGUACCUGAAGGGCGAGGAGCUCUUUGGCCUCACAGUGCAUGCGGUGCUGCGCAUCGCCGAGUCCCUGCCUGGUGUGGAGAGCUGCCAGAACUACCUGUUCCGCUAUGGGCGCCACCCGCUGAUGGAACUGCCGCUCAUGAUCAACCCCACCGGCUGUGCCCGCUCCGAGCCCAAGAUCCUCACCCACUACAAACGGCCCCACACCCUGAACAGCACCAGCAUGUCCAAGGCCUACCAGAGCACGUUCACGGGUGAGACCAACACGCCCUACAGCAAGCAGUUCGUGCACUCCAAGUCCUCGCAGUACCGCCGCCUCAAGACCGAGUGGAAGAACAACGUGUACCUGGCGCGCUCCCGCAUCCAGGGGCUGGGGCUCUACGCCGCCAAGGACCUGGAGAAGCACACCAUGGUCAUCGAGUACAUCGGCACCAUCAUCCGCAACGAGGUGGCCAACCGGCGGGAGAAGAUCUACGAGGAGCAGAACCGGGGAAUCUACAUGUUCCGCAUCAACAACGAACACGUCAUUGACGCCACGCUCACGGGGGGCCCAGCCAGGUACAUUAACCACUCGUGCGCCCCAAACUGUGUGGCUGAGGUCGUGACCUUCGACAAGGAAGAUAAGAUCAUUAUCAUCUCCAGCCGCCGGAUUCCCAAAGGGGAGGAGCUGACCUACGACUAUCAGUUUGACUUUGAAGACGAUCAGCAUAAGAUCCCCUGCCACUGCGGAGCCUGGAACUGCAGGAAAUGGAUGAACUAGCCGCCACAGGGCCACCAGUCGCAGGCAGCCCCUGGUGCGCAGCUGCAAGGAAGCCUCUGCUGUAAGGAAGCCUCUGCUGUGGGUUCUCCUUCCCCCUUGCCAUGCUGGGGGCGGGGGAGGCAGAGAUGGCGUAGGGGAAACGGCCCCAGCUGGAACCCAGGAAGCAAGGUUGGUGCAGGUGGGUCAGCCGGGGCCGCUUUCGGUUCCAAAGGCAAGGUGGCUCCAGGGGGCGCCAGUCCUUGCUCACACCCAUCGGAUGCUGUCCACCUAACUUCCACAGGGAGGGCGUACCGAAAAGACCAGGGACCUCGGUUCUCUCCCUAGCCGCUCCAGCCCUGCGCGCCUCGGCCCUGGGCCCCUGCUGGCAGGGCGCUGCUCUCCCUGAGUGGGUGGCCGCAGCGCCAUGAGUGGAACUGAUGAACUGGCGACUCAGGGUUUUCUUUUGUUUUGUUUUGUGAGGAGGGCAGGGCCUGUGGCACCAACAAAACCUGCCCUGUCCACCUUGCUCACUGUAAAUAACUGGACGGAUGCGGGGCGAGC